Ambispora gerdemannii is the source of this 357-nucleotide messenger RNA. The record is from the annotation of a GenBank genome assembly. Lineage: Eukaryota; Fungi; Glomeromycota; Glomeromycetes; Archaeosporales; Ambisporaceae.
AUGGCAUUUUACUCACAUUGGUACGAACAAAGCGUCUCAAAAUCAAAAAAAUCCGCGAAUAGCAACGGAAAAGCUGCGCAGACUUGCAAUAUCUUUGAUAAGAGUCAAACAGACUUAAUAGCAGCACAGGUUACCGUUUCUUCGGUGCAAGACAAACUUAUCUACAAUUUGGAAAUUAUUAAACCGACAGACAGCACAAAAACUGUAAGCACCGUCUCGGAUACUUGCUCGACGUCUUCUACGACAAGUCAAUUAUCAGAAGACUCGCUUUGGGAUGAUUGGGUUGUAAAAUUCAUUAAUAACCAAGUAGUCGACGAAGAUUCAUUAGAAGAAUGGAUUUUCGAUACAACAUCUUAA